GGAGGUAAGUCGGCGAAGAGGGGGGGGGGAGAGUGGUUAGAAAGUUAGAGGCGAAGAGAAGGGGUUGAGUGCUGAAGCACAGAGAGGGACAGGGAGCGACUGAGGCCACAGUACGGGCAGAGAGUGCACAGUAAGAAGUAUAUAUAUAUCUAGAGAGAGAGAGAGAGGGCAAAAGAGAGAGUCGUAGUAAUAGCUGCUGAGUAAAGUGUGUGUGCGCCAGUGGGGAAGAGUCCCAAGGAGCCUGAGUGACAAUAGGUGUGUGAGCUGCAGCCUGACAGGGAUUGUCCCCUUGUCUCCCCCGCGGCCCCCCAGCUCCUGUCCUUUCUCUCCUAUUAUAUCUCUGUUCUGCUUGGGGGGCUGUCAUGUCCUCGAUUCUUCCCUUCACUCCCCCCAUCGUGAAGAGGCUGCUGGGAUGGAAGAAGGGAGAGCAGAAUGGGCAAGAGGAGAAAUGGUGUGAGAAGGCAGUGAAGAGUCUGGUGAAGAAACUGAAGAAGAGUGGGCAGCUGGACGAGCUGGAGAAGGCACUGACCACCCAGAGCAUCAGCACCAAGUGCAUCACCAUCCCCAGAAAGGAAACAUUUUCUGAUGAUGAAUCCUUUCAACAAACCUGCAUCCUCUGUGCAAAUCCUUCCACCUCGCCGCAUGUAAGCAGAACAGCCAACGCGCUUUGCACAAGGUCUCUGGAUGGAAGGCUCCAGGUGUCCCAUCGCAAGGGUUUGCCCCAUGUCAUAUACUGCCGCCUUUGGAGGUGGCCAGAUCUACACAGUCACCACGAACUUCGAGCCAUGGAGGUGUGUGAAUAUGCCUUCAACAUGAAGAAAGACGAAGUGUGUGUGAAUCCUUAUCACUACCAGAGAGUGGAGACUCCAGUUCUACCUCCAGUGCUGGUUCCACGAAACACCGAAAUUCCGGCAGAAUUCCCUUCACUCGAUGAUUACAGCCAUUCCAUUCCAGAAAAUACCAAUUUCCCGGCAGGCAUUGAGCCACAGAUAAACUACAUUCCAGAAACUCCUCCUCCUGGUUACUUGAGUGAAGAUGGGGAAACAAGCGACCAAAUGAACCACAGCAUAGAUACAGGGUCUCCAAAUUUGUCUCCAAACUCUAUGUCCCCUGCUCAUAGCAACAUGGACCUGCAGCCUGUUACAUACUGCGAGCCGGCCUUUUGGUGCUCCAUCUCCUACUAUGAGCUUAACCAACGUGUGGGGGAGACCUUCCACGCUUCCCAACCCUCCAUGACAGUGGAUGGAUUCACCGAUCCUUCCAACUCCGAACGUUUCUGCCUGGGACUGUUGUCCAAUGUAAAUCGGAAUGCGGCUGUGGAAAUGACACGGAGACACAUUGGGAGAGGCGUGCGGCUGUAUUACAUCGGAGGGGAAGUGUUUGCUGAGUGCCUCAGUGACAAUGCCAUAUUUGUACAGUCCCCAAAUUGUAACCAGCGCUACGGUUGGCAUCCUGCCACGGUCUGCAAGAUUCCACCAGGCUGUAACCUGAAGAUAUUUAAUAACCAGGAGUUUGCUGCUCUUUUGGCUCAGUCAGUAAAUCAAGGCUUUGAGGCUGUGUAUCAGCUCACUAGGAUGUGCACCAUACGCAUGAGUUUUGUCAAGGGCUGGGGAGCCGAAUACAGGCGACAGACUGUGACUAGCACCCCCUGCUGGAUCGAGCUGCACUUGAACGGGCCCUUGCAAUGGCUGGAUAAAGUUCUCACUCAGAUGGGGUCUCCAAGUAUCCGCUGCUCCAGUGUUUCUUAAAGAGAAGCAGCUUGGUGACGGGAUAUAGCAUUCUGUGGGCCAAGCGAUGAAAGAGACUAAGCUUUAGGACUAAACAAGUCUAUUGCGUCUUAGUCCAUUCAGACCAUGCUUAGACCAGAGACAGCCAACUGAAGCCAAGUAACUGAAGUACGCAAACUUAUCAGUGGAACAACAUCUCAUUGGCCAAGUUCAAGGACUUGUAAUCUAGAACUUACCAGCACUCCAAUAUCCAGUAUGGUGGUGCAAUAAAAGCUGGCUCUUACUGCACACCAUUAUCCAGGAUAACCAAACUGCUGCUGUCCUUGUACACCUCACUUGCAGACGCAUGACUUAGAGCCAGUGGACCUGGCCUGUAUUAAAAAAAAAAAAAAUAACACAAAACCAACCAUUUUAAGGUUCUUAAUCUGAUUAGAACAUUUAUUGGUGUAUCUUGCCCUAAAGUUGCCAGGCUUCCUUCACUACAAAGACAGGAGAUCUAACUAUACAGCCAUAUAUUGCCUCGGCACUGUAUCAGCUCGGAAACCUUUUGGAUCCCUAAGGAGGCCAUAGUGGGGCAGCAGAGACAUAUAGGAUGGCCUUUCUUUACUUAAAUAUAUUCAAGCUGUCUUAGCUUACCAAACAUUUAUGGAGUAGUGCCUUAUAUGUAACAAGUGUCAAACUCAAAUUGUCUUCUGACUGACAUGCGUCAGACCAUCAUUUUGAAGAGCUUGGGGAGCUACAAAUUGUUUUGUUAUGAGCCCAUGUAACUUUCUGAUUAGUGGCAGUGUACAGUGCGCACAGUCUGCCUGAGCAAUGGGCCCCCGUAUGGAAUGGCAAAAUUUAUAUAUAGUUGGAAAUACCCAACCUGCGGCCAGCUAUCAUUUUAUUGCAACUCCCAGUGUCUUCCGAGCCCCUUUACACCCCUGUUAUAUAUGCUGAAACAACUUAACAGCAUUUAAAGGGGAAGUGUAGUUUAAAUAGAUGGACUUCUAUCUAAACAACCGUUUUUAUAUAUUUUCUAUUAUUUUUGAGUGAUUAGAAUUCCCCUUGCGCCUGUUUUCACCCUCCAAAACCAAAAAACAGAUUGACUGUGACUGAGAGUUCAUUUUUUAGUUAUUCUAUUUUAUUCCUUGUCUUCUUUUACAGGAACUUUUAAGUUCAUCCCAAAUUCUGACUUCCAAACUCUUGCCUGGAUUCUAUGGUAAUUAAGCCCUAGCAACCAGAUAGCAAUUGAAAUAUUAAUCCUGAGAGUUUCAGUACACAAAAUAUAUAGCUCAUAACUUGGUUACAGAUAUAGAAACAACAUUGCUGCAUAUCAGCCUUUCAGCCAUAGUUCCAAGAAUAUCUAUGCCAGGGGUCCCCGACCUUUUUUACCCAUGAACCACAUUCAAAUGUAAAAAGUUGUGAAGCAAUACAAGCAUAAAAAAAUGUAGCUGAGUGUACUAAAUAAGGGCCGUGAUUGGCUAUUUGGUAGCCCCCUAAGUGGACUGGCAGCCUACAGGAGACUCAGUUUGGCAGUACAUCUGGUCUUUAUGCAACCAAAACUUGCCUUUUAGCCAGAAAUCCAAAAAAAAACACCUGCUUUUAGGCCACUGGGAGCAACACCCAAGGGGUUGGGGAGCAACAUGUUGCUCAGGAGCCACUGGUUGGGGACUAAUGAUCUAGGCCACCAGGAUACACUCGCAUAUAUCUUGAUAACUGUCAUUCAUUACAAUGGGAAACUGCAAAAUAACUAAUCAAUGUACUUGUUACAAUUAAGUCCACUUUAAUUCAGUGUUCUAUGACAAUAAAACAUGGCUUCCAAGGGGUGAUUACUUUCAAUAGUAACUGAAUGUUUCUCCUUUACAUUGAGACAUAUUUAGAUUGUGACACAGAUUGCCCACGUGUUGUUAGCCCAGUCGGGGGGUCUGGCUGAUAGCACCCCUAUGCACACAGUUGCAAAUGGCAUAUUGGCAUCAGGAAGGGUCCCAGGGUACAUGUAGCAUAUAUGGGAUGGUGGGCUCCUGUUUCUAUCAUAUAUGGGAUGGUGGGCUCCUGUUUGUAGCAUAUAUGGGAUGGUGGGCUCCUGUUUGUAGCAUAUAUGGGAUGGUGGGCUCCUGUGUGUAACAUAUAUGGGAUGGUGGGCUCCUGUGUGUAACAUAUAUGGGAUGGUGGGCUCCUGUUUCUAUCAUAUAUGGGAUGGUGGGCUCCUGUUUGUAGCAUAUAUGGGAUGGUGGGCUCCUGUGUGUAGCAUAUAUGGGAUGGUGGGCUCCUGUUUCUAUCAUAUAUGGGAUGGUGGGCUCCUGUUUGUAGCAUAUAUGGGAUGGUGGGCUCCUGUUUGUAGCAUAUAUGGGAUGGUGGGCUCCUGUGUGUAACAUAUAUGGGAUGGUGGGCUCCUGUGUGUAACAUAUAUGGGAUGGUGGGCUCCUGUUUCUAUCAUAUAUGGGAUGGUGGGCUCCUGUUUGUAGCAUAUAUGGGAUGGUGGGCUCCAGUUUGUAGCAUAUAUAGGAUGGUGGGCUCCUGUGUGUAACAUAUAUGGGAUGGUGGGCUCCUGUUUGUAGCAUAUAUGGGAUGGUGGGCUCCUGUGUGUAACAUAUAUGGGAUGGUGGGCUCCUGUGUGUAACAUAUAUGGGAUGGUGGGCUCCUGUUUGUAGCAUAUAUGGGAUGGUGGGCUCCUGUUUGUAGCAUAUAUGGGAUGGUGGGCUCCUGUGUGUAACAUAUAUGGGAUGGUGGGCUCCUGUUUGUAGCAUAUAUGGGAUGGUGGGCUCCUGUGUGUAACAUAUAUGGGAUGGUGGGCUCCUGUGUGUAGCAUAAAUGGGAUGGUGGGCUCCUGUGUGUAGCAUAUAUGGGAUGGUGGGCUCCUGUGUGUAACAUAUAUGGGAUGGUGGGCUCCUGUGUGUAGCAUAUAUGGGAUGGUGGGCUCCUGUUUGUAGCAUAUAUGGGAUGGUGGGCUCCUGUGUGUAACAUAUAUGGCAUGGUGGGCUCCUGUUUGUAGCAUAUAUGGGAUGGUGGGCUCCUGUUUGUAGCAUAUAUGGGAUGGUGGGCUCCUGUUUGUAGCAUAUAUGGGAUGGUGGGCUCCUGUGUGUAACCUAUAUGGGAUGGUGGGCUCCUGUUUGUAGCAUAUAUGGGAUGGUGGGCUCCUGUUUGUAACAUAUAUGGGAUGGUGGGCUCCUGUGUGUAACAUAUAUGGGAUGGUGGGCUCCUGUGUGUAGCAUGAGAAACAAAAUGAGCUUUAUUUUUAUAUGUCCUCCUCUUCCUGUCAUUUCUUCUUCCAUCAGUAUAUGCAUUUCCAUUUUAGUGUCUGUCCUUUCUAACCAGCAUUUUAGCAUAACAGAGAAUUGCAGUCUUCCUUUACUCACACCCCCAGAUAUGCCUCUUCCAUCUUACUAAUGUUUGUACAGUAUAGAGGUUCCUUUUCCUCUGUCUCUGGAUAGAAUGUUAAUAGUUCAGCUGCCCAAAUUGAAACUUUCUAUGACCGCUUUUUCUUUCAUACUCAUGUAAAGUUUUAUUUGUGAAUGUAAAUAAAUCCUCAAAGGCUUUUCUAAUCAA
Molecule: messenger RNA, 5255 nt
Organism: Xenopus tropicalis (tropical clawed frog)
Lineage: Eukaryota; Metazoa; Chordata; Amphibia; Anura; Pipidae
Gene: smad3
Product: SMAD family member 3
Exons: 10
Coding region: 363-1748 (461 amino acids)
Biological process (GO): regulation of DNA-templated transcription
Cellular component (GO): transcription regulator complex; nucleus; cytoplasm
Source: RefSeq, a predicted model, not a curated record